GUCGCACUCGUUCUAAGCUCGGCGGCACGUGCCCCUCCAAUCGACACUAUCACUUCGCACAUAUUUUAACCAACCCAAUUCCUAUGUGAGUGUUUUGUGUUCGCGAGUGCAUUACUAGUGCAUCAGAAAGAUCCAUUUAAACCCCGAGACUAUGCAUCUUAAAUCGAUCCUAUCAAAUCUACUGUUCUUUUGCGCCGUCUCUUUGAGGCUCAAACCAAUAUUUGCGGAAUGUGAGAGCUCCCAAUUUGAGUGCGACAACGGCAGCUGCAUAUCGCAGUUUGAUGUCUGCAACGGCGACAAGAACUGCCCGGAUGGCUCCGAUGAGACGGCCCCGACUUGCGUCUCCCAUCGGAGGCACUGCUCCAAGCACUUCCAGUGCACCUACGGGGCAUGUGUGAUCGGGACGGCGGCCUGCAAUAAAAUAAAUGAAUGCGCCGAUGGCUCGGACGAAACCAAGUUGCGAUGUGGCAACGAGGACGAUAUACGGCAGCACGAUCGCCUUCUUCAGGGAAAUUGCCAGAAACAAACCCGGAACAUGGCAGAUGAUGACAAUGACCAUUUCGGUGCCGUGGACUCGAUACCAUCGAUUACCUUUCCGAGGCACUGCUCUGCAUUGCGAAAGAAUGAUUUUGUCAUGCUAAAGGGACGCCCCUGCAAGAUCGUGGAUAUGUCUACCUCAAAGACUGGGAAACACGAUCACGCCGAGAUUCACCUAGUGGGCGUGGAUAUUUUCACCCAGAAGAAGUACGAGGACCUCUGCCCCUCGACCCACAACAUCGAUGUGCCGAAUGUGAAGUGCGUGGACUUCCAGCUGAUCUCCAUCAGUGACGAUGGAUUCGUCACUUUGAUGAAGGAAGGAGGGGAUCUCCGCGAGGAUCUCAAGCUCCCGGACGGGGAUUUGGGUGGAGCUAUACGCUCCGAUUUCGACAAUGGCAAGGACCUUCUCUUGACCGUUUUGGCGGCCCGCGGAGAGGAAUGCAUCAUCGCGAUCAAGAACAACACGGGUUUCGACGAAGGAGAAGCAUAAAGGGUAUUGGAUGGGAAGCAGCUGGAAUAAAUGAAUAAAACAAUGGA
This is a messenger RNA of Drosophila rhopaloa, 1074 nucleotides long. RefSeq names its product eukaryotic translation initiation factor 5A-like. Bases 152 to 1027 code for a protein of 291 amino acids. The transcript is spliced from 3 exons. The record is from RefSeq and is a predicted model, not a curated record. NCBI's taxonomy places the organism in Eukaryota, Metazoa, Arthropoda, Insecta, Diptera, Drosophilidae. Gene Ontology annotation, biological process: positive regulation of translational elongation; positive regulation of translational termination. Gene Ontology annotation, molecular function: protein binding; translation elongation factor activity; RNA binding.